AUGCCCAGAUCGCUUAGGAAUAGCGUAUUCAAGGACCCAGAGCUUUCUCGCCUGUUCAGUCAUGAAGACCCGACCCAUAUUUUCACGGACCUGAGGCAGAUCGGCUGUGGUAGUUUCGGUGCUGUUUACUAUGCCCGCAACAGACUUACUGAUGAGGUCGUGGCAAUCAAGGAACUAAAGGUAGACACCAAACGAAAAAAGUCCGAUGAAGAGUGGAACGAUAUUGUCCGUGAAAUUCGCUUUUUAUCAGGGCUGUCUCAUAAUAACUGCGUGCUUCCUAAAGGCUGCUACAUGAAGGACCAAAUCCCUUGGCUUGUCAUGGAAUACUGUAUAGGUUCUGUGGCGGAUAUUCUGGAAGUCCACAAAUUGCCCUUGCGGGAAAACGAAAUCGCAUGCAUCGUGCGUGAAGUUCUAUUUGGAUUACAAUAUCUACAUUCAAGCCAUCGGAUACACCGGGAUAUUAAAGCUGCCAAUAUACUUCUGACCGAUUCAGGUGGUGUGAAAAUAGGCGACUUCGGAUCAGCUAGCUUUUUGAGUCCUGCGAAUAGUUUUGUCGGGACACCCUUUUGGAUAGCGCCGGAAGUGAUCCUGGCCAUGGAAGAUGGUAUCUAUGACUGUCGUGUAGAUAUUUGGUCGCUGGGUAUCACCUGUAUCGAGAUGGCGGAGCUAGAACCGCCUUAUUUCAGCGCUACGAACCCAAUGGCAGCGCUUUAUCAGAUUGCCUCGAAUGAUGCACCGCGAUUAACUGGUGGUGACUGGUCCGACGUGUUCCGUGAUUUCGUGUCAUUCGUUCUACAAAAAGAUGUCGCCACCCGACCGUUUUGUGAUCAAGCGCUCGCCCAUUCAUUUUGCAUCAAUGUCUCACACCUGAUAGAAACCUUAGCUGAGUUGAUCCAACGAACCAAAGCGGCUGUCGCGGCCCAAGAAAAUCAAAUCAGUCAAAAGUGGAAAAAGAUCCUCUACGAAAGCGAUCUGAACCGGUUCUCCAGCUCUGUCCUCGUGAGUAGCGCAGAGAAUAGUUCUAUUGGGGGUGGGAGCAACAACGCGGGUGUGGAGGACAUUCCACAGAAUCAUGUGUCGGGCUCUGAUAUUGACCUUAGUGGGAAGGGUGAGCAGCACGCCUCAAAGUCUUCUUCCACUGCAGUUCCACAAAUCGAAGAUGUUGAUCUCUCAGAGGGCGAUAACACCGCGGUAGGUCUCCCAGACUGGCCCAGCCACAAGGACCGGGUCGAUGAAACAGCUCGACUCAUCCUUGGAGACGCUGCACGGUAUCGCAACAGUGCAUCAACCGUCGACGAAUUGGACUUCUAUACGGGUGAUAGUUGUUCAAAUAGUGUUGAGAGUAUGGGCAGUGACCUUUCCGAUAGUCUUCUGAACCAAUCUGGACAUCGACAUCUGGAGCCUGCUGCAAAGCUUUCAGUUCCUGGUCCAGACGCACUGAACGAUAAUCAGCCAAAAUUCCUGGUGGUCCCUUUUCCCUUAGUACCCCCCGUUACACACAACUCAUAUGCCCGUAGCGAUGAUCGUGAAUCGUUUCGCACUGCAUCGACGGAAUAUCUCGGUCCUUCACUUCCGAACCGCCCCAAUCGGGCACAGUUCAGCGUGACAGAUGCGUCACGCAGCAGAUCUGAUGCCCAAAGUCCCUCCUUCAAUCAAAUCGCUGCGUCGCAGUUGGAUAACCAUUUAUACGCGAAUGUCGGCGCGCCUGAAGGCUCACCCCUUUCUGGACCUGUUCAUGCAAGUUCUGAUGGACCUACGGAGGUGAUGCAUCCAAGCUUAGGUGGAGCUAAGUUAACUGGCGAAGAUGCUGCUUUUCCACCCCUUGCUACAGGACAUUUUUCUACCCUAAAGACAAGUCAAAUGAUGCGUGGGUCGAUGUUCAACUGGAACCGCUCGGCUAAUCCCUCUGAUGCUAUCAGUACCGGUGCGGUGAUGUUGGGUCUACCCCAUGUGAUUGAAGGUCGAGCUUCUGGAUUUUGGCGCGAUCAGAUGAACGAGUUGAAGCGUCUGCGUACGCAACACAACAAGCAGAUGAAACAGUUGGUGGAUAAAAACAAAUCGGAGGAGGAACAACUAAAAUAUCGCCUGAAUCGUGAGUAUGAAACAGCAAAAGCAGUUAUGAAAAAGGAGUUUCAACGCCUAGAGGAAGCGCAUGCUGCAGAGCUAGAGCGAGAACGCAAACGUGCAACGACAGCCGAAGCCGAUCUUGCCAAUCGGCUUGAAAGUGAAACAAAGGCGCAGUUGAAGUCAGCGAAAAAAGCUCGAACUCGCCCUGUCAGUACACACGAUUCUCCCACUAGUGGUACGCUUAAAAAAGUGGAUUCUGUUGACGCGAUUCGACGACUUCGUCAGGAUUUGACCAACUUGGAGCUCCGAAGGGCGAAGCGUGAAACACUCGUUCUGAUGCAAAAGUUAGAGGGCGAACAUCUACACCAAUAUGUCCGACUGGAGCAGAAGGCCGGUGAUCAGAUAACUGCUUUAUUGCUUGACCAGCAUGCCAAGUUGGAAGAGUUGGAGCUGGGUCAUUUGAAAAAAGUGCAUGAUCUUCGUUUGGCCCAGUUAGAAAAGCAACACCAAGCCGAGUUGAACAAUCACCACCAGUACAUGGAGCGUGCCAAGUCCAAACUACAAGCCAAGCACUUGUUGGAAAAGAAGAAUUUGCCCAAGAGUUUGAAGCAAAGGGAAAUCCAGAUUUUCAAGCAGUUCCAAGAUGCCGCUCGAAUUCAAAAGAAGCAAUUCAAACUUUUACGUGAGGAACGGAUCAAGGCCUUCCGACGCACGAUGGAACUGGGAACUGGUCCUGUGUCAUUGGGGUCCUCUGAUUCUGGAGUCAACAAUGCCUCCGGGUCCUCUCCAGCGUCUGAUCGUCAGGAUGGUCAUGAGGUGCCAUUGUCCGUGUUCCCCGUAUUCCAAGACGAAAGACAAAUCCUGGAGAAUCUGAAACAGGAAGAAAAAAGGAAACAGUCUGAUUUGCAUGAGCAGUACAAGAAAACCGUUACCGAAUUACAAAAACGACAGAAUGAUAAAGUCGAUUCGACACGGAUCCGUGAAAUGGAAGAACUGGAGAAACACCGUGCCGAGGGUACAAAGGUGCUCCAACACUAUCAAGAGUCUCAACUUCGUGAUGUGAAAAAGCAGCAGCAGAAGGAGAGGGAAGAUUUGAAAAAUAGAAUUCAGUCGCGCAAGGAUUCCCUAGAGGCUGCUGUAAAGAAAAACACUGAUUCACUCAAAGAGGAAGCUGCUAGGAAAACGAGGCGCUUGAUGGAACAACACGCUCAGAACCUCCGAGCUUUCGAUGCCCAAACAGCUAGUCUCGGAAUCGAUAAUGCCGCGGUUGUUGGUAUUUCAGCCCGAAUGUUUGGUGGGGGUGGUCCACCUGGUUCCGGUAGUGGGUCAUCGUUCGGUGCAGGUCAGAGGCCUGCUGACUGGCGCCACAGCCGGAUGGAAUUCUUGCCAUCAUAAAUGCUGAGAGUUCCGUCAUGUUUCAGUAUUCCGUUGUUUCGGCCUGUGGCGGCUUGCAAUAGAAUAUCGGCUAGCAGUUUCGUACGUGAUCAGCAACUGUCUCCUCAUGUGCAUACAAUGACGUCCUAGCAGUGGUACCCCAUAUCUUCCUCAUCCGAACAUACACCCUUCAUUGAACUUGUGUGUAUUCUGGCCCAGUCGCGCACACUUCCUAGUACUCAGGCUACUACGGUUGUCGAUUGUCGCUGUCCACAUGGACUAUUUUUCUACUUCGACCAGCUCUACCCCGCUAUCGAGGUGCUGAAUUCAAACGUAUGGGACUUUUUCGUCCUACCGCAGACGACCUUGUUCAUCUAUUUAUGUACACAUCAACACCGGUUAAGCAAUCUGUGUGUACGUUCCUUGCUCUUGGCAUUACAACUACAGCCAGUGUUUUCUACACGAUCAUCGUAUCCCACCUCACCUUACCUGUUGCCGGCGCCCAUCAUGUCCCUCCCAGCGUGUACAGAUCAUGGUAUCCAUCCACUUACCCGGACCACCAUUGUUUCAAAUGCGCUUUCCACGGACCCUGCCCCGUCUAACCAGUUGGAUUCAGUUUAUUGCUUUGUCCCUUCGUUUUUUUCGGUAACUUUUUUUUACAACUGCCGCCGUCCGUGCACAAUGGCUGUCUUGUGAAUAUGGGCAUUGUCAUUGUCCUCUCAAGCUAGUUUCCGCCCGUCACCGGACUAAUCCCCCGUUCAUGUGUGUAUCUUUUGAGAGCUGAGGUGAAAUUUCUUAUCUUGGACAGUUCUGACCUAAUGCUUUCUCACUCGCUUUUCUGCCCAGCCAGCCAACUACCGUGGAUAGGGUUCAUUGCCCUGAGAACUGUGUAAAUUGUUUCCACGUAACCUGCUACGCGGUCAGAUGCGAGGUUAGCAAUUACAAAUAUUUUACAAUUUCAUAUUAUUCAGUUUUCAACGAGAAAUCUUUUAGGUCUUUCAUAUGUGCGGACACUAAUAAGUUGCGGAUAGCUUCAGUUCCCCGUUUCACACAAAAAAUCCCUUCAAGUGAUUUAAUUUAAAGUGUUGUGACCGAGGCGCCCAGGUGGAUCCUACACUCUGCGUAUUUUUUGUACGCAUUUUUAUUCAGG
Molecule: messenger RNA, 4591 nt
Organism: Opisthorchis viverrini
Lineage: Eukaryota; Metazoa; Platyhelminthes; Trematoda; Opisthorchiida; Opisthorchiidae
Exons: 16
Coding region: 1-3462 (1153 amino acids)
Biological process (GO): protein phosphorylation
Molecular function (GO): protein kinase activity; ATP binding
Source: RefSeq, a predicted model, not a curated record